Molecule: messenger RNA, 339 nt
Organism: Nannizzia gypsea CBS 118893
Lineage: Eukaryota; Fungi; Ascomycota; Eurotiomycetes; Onygenales; Arthrodermataceae
Exons: 3
Coding region: 1-339 (112 amino acids)
Source: RefSeq, a predicted model, not a curated record
AUGGCUCCGGGACGUGGCUCCAGGCCCGUGGAAAUGCGACAUGAAGCCACUGUAACUGCAACGGUUGGUGGUAGUACCAACAGCGUUUCAGGAAGCACUCUAGGUCAGGCCAGGUCUUGUGCUGUGCUUGCAAGGGAUGCUGCAAGGAAGUCCCGAGUUCCUCCCGGUGGAUAUUUCGAUGUUGGAAGUUUCGACGUUGCCGAGCCGCGCAGAGACUCCUUUCGUCCGGGGCCUUGGCAGAAGUACUACUACCCCCGAGGUCACUUGGGCCCGACAGCGGAGACAGGCCCUUUUUCAUCGAUAAGAGAUGACGAUGACGAUGACAACAGCGGUGGCUGA